Molecule: messenger RNA, 1310 nt
Organism: Mytilus trossulus (common blue mussel)
Lineage: Eukaryota; Metazoa; Mollusca; Bivalvia; Mytilida; Mytilidae
Exons: 2
Coding region: 133-1134 (333 amino acids)
Source: RefSeq, a predicted model, not a curated record
AACAAUAGACCGUCAUGUGCUGUAUCGAAACGUGACUUCCGAUUUUUUUGUUUAUUUCUUUAUCCACGACAUUAUGAUUUCAUUUUCCAUAAUAUCAGACAGCUAUAACUGCUACACCAUUUGCACAAAAGGAUGUAUUUCAACAACAAACCUACGUCGACGGACCAUCCAGUUAGUUUGAACUGGUGUAGUAAAUGUAUGUCUCAACCUGUUACUUUGUCAAGCCAAAUUUGCGAGAAUCAUCUAGGUUCCAGUUUUGAUGCGCUUUCUUUAAGCCAGGAUAAUGCGCAAGACUUACCAAAGCCCGAUUUCGAAUACCUGGCAAAAUUCAACGUCGAAUCAGAACUCUGCUUCGAUACAACACCAGACCAAAAAGAUGACAUCAAACUUACAACCACUGAAUUUUCUGACAUAGUCUGCACUGAUGACGAUCAUCUCAUUUUAUGCAGUUCUGGAUCAAGAGUUAUUCAGAAUAGACGAGCGAGAAACAGUGAAACUCGAUUCAGUCAAAAGCUUUUAAAAUAUAGCGAGAAAGGUAAAUAUGUUAGCCAGUGUCAGUUAGAUGGACCACCACGAAAGAUUUGUCUAUUACAAUCUGGAAAAGAGGCCGUAGUGACACUUGGACAAAAAAUCCAAUUCGUUAGUCUACCGGAUAUGAGUCCGAUGAAAUCGGUGGUGAUCGGAUCCGAUUGUACCGGAGUUGCUUUGGUUAAUAGAAUGAUUUACGUCGGCGAUUCUUCAAAAAUUCACGUGCUUGAUCAGAUAGGUCGUUAUUACAGAACAAUUGAUUUCCCUUGCACUCCAAACAACAUAUGUCGAAAUUUAGAUGGGCGAUUAUAUUGUACAACCGGAAGCGCUUUAUGGUGCAUAACACCGGAAGGGAGCUUAGUCUUCUCCUACAACGCGUCUGACCUUGGUCCAGCAAAUGCUGUAGCAUCUGAUAGUAAAGGAAACAUCUAUGUUGGUGGAUCAGAACUUCAGAUGUUCCAUCCCUACAGAGCAAAAGUUGAACGCAUUCUUCUCAAAGAAGAUGGACAUGGCACGAUUAAGGCGUUAUGCUUCAAUAACGACUACACAAAAAUGUUUAUUUCAAACAAUGAAGGAAAAUCAAUUUCCGUAUACACUUGUAAAUAAAAAUAAAUGACCCAGGAAACAUGAACAAUUAAAUUCUUCCUGCUGUUGGUUUAGAAACAUUAUAUAGCAGUAUAUGGGACUCAUUUUCAUGUGUCUUUUUUUUUUAUCAGUAAGCAUAUAAAAUAGUACCAAUGAAAUAAUUUUAACUAACAGUUAUUUCACAGUUCAUGUAAAUA